Procambarus clarkii (red swamp crayfish) is the source of this 14847-nucleotide messenger RNA. RefSeq names its product menin 1 (gene Mnn1). Gene Ontology annotation, molecular function: Y-form DNA binding; chromatin binding; transcription cis-regulatory region binding. Gene Ontology annotation, biological process: regulation of transcription by RNA polymerase II; negative regulation of cell cycle; negative regulation of cell population proliferation. Gene Ontology annotation, cellular component: nucleus; chromatin; histone methyltransferase complex. The record is from RefSeq and is a predicted model, not a curated record. Lineage: Eukaryota; Metazoa; Arthropoda; Malacostraca; Decapoda; Cambaridae.
GGCGUGUGAGGGGCGCGGGGGCAAUAGUGAAGAGAGAGGUGGUAUUGCCGCACGUGGCAGGCCAGGGAGGAGGAGGCGGCGGCGGCAAGAGUGGCGCCACUCUCCCUCCCCCAUAUUAUAUCCCGUUCCUCUCCCUCUACCUUCCACACGUGGCACCUCCCGCCCCUGGUUUUACCUCUGGCCCGCGCAUGUGGAGGCUCCGGCAGCGCCCCCCAGCAGCCCGGUGGCUCGUAGGAGUGUCAGGCAUGGGUGGCGUGACACACCUGCUGCUGCAGGAGGCAGAGUGUCACACACAACUGUCACGGCAAUCAAUGGAGGAAGGUGGCUGCUGCCUGCAGUAGUGCUUGGGUCACCACCAGCCUCCCCCUCUCACGCCCAGUUGUGUUUGAACCUCCUCCUCCCGCCUCGCUCACCCGGGGACAUCAACCCCCCCCACGUUAUCCAUGGAGAUACAUUCGGCGUGUCGAGUGACUGAUGUAUACUAGUGCGUAUAUAUGUAUACAUAUACGCAAGCAGCAUAAGAGUGGGUGCAUGAACUCUGACCGUUGAGGCAGUGGAGGCGGCCGUGUGUGUGUCCCUCGUUACACCGGGGAUAUAACCAACUUAACGAACUUAGUAAUAAUCGCCAUAGUUUUGGCUUUCCCGCAAAAUAGAUGUGAAAACAUGCGAAUAUAUAGUAUGGCGUUGCUUGCGGCGGCGGCGGCGGCGGCCACUUUCUAAUGUCCAGUGAGUGACACGUGCCAUUUUGAGUGUGCAGGUGGUUUGUUUGGCCCCCCAGCAGGAGUGAGAGGGCCAGGCCUGCAGGAGAGGCAGUGAGAGGCCCCAGCAGCAGGGCGAGGCAGCAGCAGCAGCAGCAGCAACGCAGUAUUGGAACAUGUUGAUGUUUGUGACGUAGAUAGUGUAUCUGUAAACAAAAUGGCCAAGUUAUCUGGCGAGGAGAGGGCACUCUUCCCUCUCAGUGACAUUGAGGCCGUCGUCAACCUCUUCAGGCUCCACCUGCAGAAGAACAGAGAGCCGAACUUGGCUAUAUUAUCCAUAAUCGUGGGCCAUAUUGAGAACACCCUGACGUGCUCCCGGGGCGUGAGCGAGCCUCCCCUGGGCGGCGACGACGACCACUGCAGGUUCGCUGACAACCACAGAAUACUGCCCGUGGUGGAGUACGAGACGGUGGAGGCCCUCCACCACAGGUUCCUGGCCAUCAUCAAGGCUCACGUGGACGUGACGGCCUUUGGCACCCCGAGAUACGCCACCAGGGAGCUGGUGAAGCGUAUAUCAGACGUGGUGUGGUGUACGCUCUCCAGCAGUUACUACAAGGACAGGGCUCACCUGCAGUCCAUCUACAGCUACAUGACAGGUGCCAAACUUGACAGCUCGGGUACAACGUUAGCGGUUGUAGCAGCUUGUCAAGCACUUGGCUACUGCGAUGUUCACUUGGCACUCUCGGAAGACCAUACGUGGGUGGUGUUUGGGGACAAAGGCCAACACACAGUUGAAGUAACAUGGCAUGGUAAAGGUAACGAGGAUAAAAGAGGCAUACCCGUGACGCAUGAUGUCUAUAGCAAAUCUUGGCUUUAUGUCAAUGGGCAUCCUGUCGUAUGUGACAGACACAUGGAGGUAGCCACAAUAGUGUCCAAUAUGAACCCUGGCAUCAACGCCACAACAGACUCGGAAGAAGUGAUGCUGCUACAACAGGCACUCCUCUGGAUGCUGUAUGAUGCGGGUCACCUUGCCAAAUACCCCAUGGCUAUUGACAAUUUAGGUGACCUGGAGGAGAUGAUGCCAACAAAAGGUCGAUGUCCAGCCACCAAAAUGUACGAAGAAGCUAUCACGAGUGCAGUGCGCUAUUACCAGAACCAACACGUCUACCCAUACACCUAUCUGGGGGGAUAUUGUUAUAGAAACAAGCUGUAUAAACAAGCACUCAAGUAUUGGGCCAGAGCUGCCUCCGUUAUCAGAAAUUAUAAUUAUUCAAGAGACGAUGAAGAAAUCUACAAGGAGUUUUUGGAAAUUGCAAAUGAAUUAAUCCCACAUAUUAUGAGGGUUGUCAGCUCUGGGAUCUCGGCUAGAUCUAUACUAAAGGACCCGGAGUGUUUUGGGUACUUGUUAGAGUUCUAUGAUGGCAUUUGUGAGUGGGAGGAAGGCUCAGCCACUCCUGUGCUGCACAUUGGCUGGGCUAAGGCACUCUUCAAUACAAUUGCCAAGUUUGAGGCCCAUGUCAGGUCACAUGUCAAGAUAUCCUGCAUAGAUCCAGAUUCCACAGCAGAUAUCAGUGACGUACAAGAACCUCCAAUUUUGGAAAAGUCUGCAGCAGAAGCCAGGACUUCGCAAGACCAGAAUGGAAACAUGGCAACUGACUGCAUUAAUAUUACAGAGGAGGACAUUGAUCCAAGCGAGAUGAUGCACCGUUGGCCACCCGUAAGACUGGCAUCAGCAAAGAUGCGUGGACUGAGGGACUUACUCCUAGCUGAUAAACUAAAUUCACAGGCUAUAUCGCUUCAGUUGACAGCACAGUCCCAGGUGACUAUGACCAAGAAGCGAGGCAUGGGCGAGGUGGAGACUGCACAUGUUGGCCGAUCAAAAAGAGCGCGAAGAGAAUAGAUCUUCAGAGUGAUCAGAUUAUAUUUUUGACCAGAGUACGUCAUAAAACUGAGAAACCCACGAAGGUGACGGGCCACAGAGAGAGGGUUUGGUGUACUGUAAUAAUAAUAUGCUGUACCAGCAUAGGUAUCCUUAGAGUACACCACUGAAAAAAAGGUAUACAGUGAGAUACAUGGGAUUAAGUCUUUCUCCUAAUUAUGUGCUACCAUGUGUGCGUGUAGAGUACAUGACUUGGAACUGUUAAUGCUGAAACAUGUUACAUUUUCCAGUCAACCAAUUGGUAAAUAUAUAAUAUUUAACGCUCUUGUACUUGAAGGACCAAGAGGGUUGUUGAAACCUGUGGAAGCCAAUAAUGUACAUGAGCUGUGGAGACACACAGUGAGAAUAUUUGUGUUCCAUGUAUUUCCUGCUUUGCAUUUUCUGGGUACAAAGAUACUGGAAAAUUGUAUGAAAAAUUACUAAAAAACAAAAAAACUGGCUGCUUUCUGAAGGUCAUAUAUCAGUUCUGUCACUGACUGCAUAUGAUAAAAUGUUUUCUCAUAUUACAAAUAAUUAGAUAAUUCAUAAUUCCUUUCUGAAGAAAGGAAUCUUUCGAGUUAAUAUAUGCUAAACAUUUUGUCAGUGUCAAGCAGUGAUGGUAACUUUGAGUACAUUUAGAAGACAGCCUGAGAGUGGCUUAAAGUAUAUAUCUAAGUGAUUUUUAAAAGGUGAUUUGUGUGUUCGUAUUAGGACGCCUCACACAUUGGGUAGAGUAUCCACGGUGAUAGUCAAAAUUAGAUUUUAUUUUUAAUGUCUUUACCAAAGUCUUAACUUUCCUUUUUAUUUGGAAAAUAAUGAUUUUAUACAAAUUUUAUGUAGAGAUUUAGCUGGCGUUUCCUGUAUGAGAAAUGUGCCACAGUUGGUUAAGGAUAGUGAUGCUUAUUUAUUUUAAGAAACGGAAGAGAUGUGCGUCAAGUAGUUUUUUCCCAGAAUCCAAAGGAACGGCUAUUAAGCAUUUUUGUUUGUUGUUCCAAUAGGAAUCAAAGAUUAUUUUUUAAACAAUGUUUAUGAAUAUGAUAAUUGAUUGUUAACUACAUGUAAUUGUAGUAUAUUUUGUUUUAUUAUAGGUGCCAGAUCAUACAACUCUUGCUUAAAAAGAAAUGUUUGGAGAUUAUUGAACAUUUCUGUAAAGCACAAAUAAUUUAUCUUUAAUGACCUGGGGGUUGUUUUGCUGCAAAGUAAGUACUGCAGGAUUGCUUAGUGUGUACUGCAGGUUUGUAGAGUACUCUUGGGAACUGGAGUAAUCUGUCAAGUAACAAGCAACACCAUCGUUGGGGGAGAUGAAGAGACGACCAGUUGCCGUGAUGAUGAUGAUGAUGAUGAUGAUGGGUUCCCGUUGAGGAGUGUUGUACAGUUGGUGGAGGCUAGUAACGGAAGGCAAGUUUUAGUACCUCUUCCUAUUUGAUAUUUGUGUCCAGUCUUAGUAGCCUGUGAUGACCUACACACACAAGUUUGUGUAUGUCAAGUUUCAGGGGAAUUUUAUUGAUUUAAGGUGCUGGUAUAAGUACAAUUGUCUUUGCAAAAAAAAUGGUAUUGAUAAGACUAUGUGGAUUCCUAAAUGUUGCUUGCUAGAUAUUAUACGUUUAGAGAUUUAAGCAUGUGUAUGCAACAUUACACAUUGUUAUGUUUGAUUCUAGGAUAUUCUAUUGAUCCUGUAAUACGUGAUGCGUUCAGUUUGCAUUGGGAUGUAGAUUAAUUUAUUUGUAAAUACAGUAACUUUUCCCUGUUCAUUACUGGCAAUAAUCAUAUCAUAUUUUGUUGAUAAGCUUUGCAAAGUUGAUUUAGCUUCCCCUGUUAGGGUAUUUUGACUAUAUCUUGAAGGUUUAGAAGCCACUCGUGGUUGAUUAUCCUUGAGGUGCCAGCAACACAGCGGCAAUACCCGUAGUAUGUAACUGUGAAAUACAGUUAGCCUAUGUGGUCUGCUCACUGGGUUAGAUCACCAAACAAGUACCUGAUACGGCUUAAGUAAAGUAAGGAAAGUGGUUGUGCACCUACUUAUAGAGCUAACACAUGGACACCUGGAGGCUGAUGUUGGAUUACCUCACACAGUCAUGGACAUUGUAAACAGGACAGGACAGGGUCUUACAUAGGCCACUGGUAAUUGGUCUCCUGUAGGCCAUUUAUGUUACUGUUGUCAGUUGUCUGUAAGCUGUCAGUGUUGCUUGCAGUAUGACCCCCCCACUAGAGACAUCCUCUUCUUGCUUACAGAAGGAUAAUUUGCCAUCUAGGAAUAAUGUUGCCAGUAUCGCUCCCAAGUGUUAUGAUGGUUGGGGCAGUGAAUCUGUCUUGUGUUUUUUCCUUUGAUGGCAAGUCAUUGCUGUAACGGCAGUAGGUGGCACGUUAAGGUUAGGUUUGCUGGUGACGGUUUGUGGCCCAAAAGUCACAUUUAUUAAUGGCGGUUCACAGUCUACAGGUCACAAUUAUUGGCAUUUUUGGGCUCUCACUAUCAUAUCUGUUAGAAACAGACUAUUACCCCAAGUCUCUUGCUGCACACCUUAUAGUGGUGCUUAGGCUGGUCUCUUGUCUCUCUCUCACCUGCUGGUGGCAUUGUGAUGUGUCACAUACACACUUCUUGGUGGCAUUGUGUUGGUGGCACGGGACCUGUAGCUCACUCCUGCUGCUGCUGGCACUGUGACCUGUAGGUCACUCCUGCUGCUGGCACUGUAACCUGUAGGUCACUCCUGCUGCUGGCACUGUAACCUCUAAUUCACCUGCUACUGGCAUUGUGACCUGUAGCUCACACCUGCUGCUGGCAUUGUGACCUGUAGCUCACACCUGCUGCUGGCACUUUGACCUGUAGCUCACACCUACUGCUGCUGGCACUGUGACCUGUAGCCCACACCUGCUGCUGGCACUAUGACCUGUAGCUCACACCUGCUGCUGCUGGCACUGUGGCCUGUAGCUCACACCUGCUGCUGGCACUGUGACCUGUAGCUCACACCGGCUGCUGGCACUUUGACCUGCUGCUGCUGGCACUGUGACCUGUAGCCCACACCUGCUGCUGGCACUGUGACCUGUAGCUCACACCUGCUGCUGGCACUGUGACCUGUAGCCCACACCUGCUGCUAGUAUUGUGACCCAUAGCUAACACCUGCUGUUGGCACUGUGACCUGUAGCUCACACCUGCUGCUGGCACUGUGACCUGUAGCCCACACCUGCUGCUGGCACUGUGACCUGUAGCCCACACCUGCUGCUGGCACUGUGACCUGUAGCCCACACCUGCUGCUAGUACUGUGACCCAUAGCUAACACCUGCUGUUGGCACUGUGACCUGUAGCUCACACCUGCUGCUGGCACUGUGACCUGUAGCCCACACCUGCUGCUGGCACUGUGACCUGUAGCCCACACCUGCUGCUAGUACUGUGACCCAUAGCUAACACCUGCUGUUGGCACUGUGACCCAUAGCUAACACCUGCUGCUGGCACUGUGACCUGUAGCUCACACCUGCUGCUACUGGCACUGUGACUUGUAGCUCACACCUGCUGCUACUGGCACUGUGACUUGUAGCCCACACCUGCUGCUGCUGGCACUGUGACCUGUAGCCCACACCUGAGGGCAGUGUGUGGUGUAGAACUUGCACCUCUCUAGUAAGACUGUUAACCUGUUGCUCACACUUGGCGUGAGUUUGUAGUUGAGGCAGGCGAUUGUCUGCAGGUUUGUAGUUGAGGCAGGUAAUUAUCUGCAGGUUUGUAGUUGAGGCGGGUAAUUAUCUGCAGGUUUGUAGUUGAGGCGGGUGAUUGUCUGCAGGUUUGUAGUUGAAGCAGGUGAUUGUCUGCAGGUUUGUAGUUGAGGCUGGUGAUUGUCUGCAGGUUUGUAGUUGAGGCAGGUGAUUGUCUGCAUGUUUGUAGUUGAAGCAGGUGAUUGUCUGCAGGUUUGUAGUUGAGGCAGGCGAGUGUUUGCAGGUUUAUAAUUGAGGCAGGUGAUUGUCUGCAGGUUUGUAGUUGAGGCAGGUGAUUGUCUGCAGGUUUGUAGUUGAGGCAGGUGAUUGUCUGCAGGUUUCACCUCUUACUAACAUUAGUUGCCUAGUGGUUGAACCUUUUGUUAAUGCAACAGAGGUUAUGAAAGUUGUCUUGACAGCAGAGUUAUUGAGGCGUUGAGUGUGUGUGUGUGAGCGCCGGUACUGUUUGGGCCACGCGUGUAGCCAGCAGUAUAACCUUCUUGGGCCACGUGUAUUGUGUUUGGUAGGUGUCGUCAUCACCAGCUAUAUAUUAGUCAUUUCUAGCAAGUGCUUUGUAGAAACUAAGCAUUCAUAUGUGGCACUUGAGGAAUCUCUUGGUAUUUUAAUGACAGUGUUUGCAGAAAAAGUAGAAAAUGUGCACCCACAGCUGUGUAUUUCUUCUGCAUUGGAUUUACAAACAUAGUGUAACAUGCAUGAUACAUUAGUAUGAGGGUCAUAUACAUGCAUUGUACCUAUAUAUAUAUAUGAUAUUAUUGCCUUUUUCUGUCAUUUAGCCCAUUUGCACAAUAGAAUCACUGGGCAGGCCUUUCCAGUUGUGAAGGAGCGUACGUACUUAGACCUCAUAAUAGUCGCAGAAACCACUCCACAUUACUUACAUCCCUGUUAGCCGUUUCUCAAUACUGUACCACAGCUAACCCUUAAAAUGACAUAGAAGCUUACAGCUCACACCAAACCACCAUUUUCUAAGAUGCAGUUAAUCAGUCUCCUUAUAAUUCAAGAACAAGAAAUUUUGAUAUUUUUUAUUAAGCAAAUUUAUCAAUGCUUAGAUUCAAUGAAUAAUCAGGAUAUUGAUUAAAAAAUGCAAUGAAACAGAUACCUGGGUAGGCCAGAUAUUAUGUAGCUGACAGCACUAGAGGUAAUGUGAGGCGUGCAGUACCCGGCUAUCCUUACUCUCAGCCAGACGUCAUAGUUAUCUCUCUCUCUCUCUCUCUCUCUUGACCUACAGUAUAUGAUGUGAUACAAAUUGUCUCAGCGGUGGCUACAUGCACUCCAAACAUAAAUCUUCCACAAGAGUUACAAAUUGCAAAAGGAGAGCGAGAUUUUUCCUAGUAAUGCAGUUUCUAUUUAGCCACCCUUCGUGAAGUAUAGAGCAUAAAUUAGAUGUUGCAAGAUGUCCCGCCUAAGAAAUGAGUAUAUGUGAAAGAGAAGACCAGUGGAAGCAUUGUGAUAUGCACACGGUUUAUAAUGGUGUUUAAUUAGAUUGUAAAGGAUUUUGUUGCUUCAUAGUUUGCAGAAUAAACAUGAUUUUUUUUCAUUUGUUUUUAAUAGCUGCAAUUUGCUCCUUCAUGGAGGAUGUGUACAUAUUGAGCAAUGGUGUGUUUGAACAUUGCUUGUGAUAGUUGACAUUGUGCCAAACAUCCACAUCAUAUUCUGAAAUUUGCAUGAUAAGCUUCAGUCAGAUUUUAACAUGAGCAUCAUAAGCUUAGGUCAGUUGCUGAGACUUGCAUCAUAAGCUUAGGCCACAUGCAUAGGAAAUCCCCCAAACCUUGAGUGCAUAAUAGGUGGUGUAGUGUGUGUGUGUGCUGCAUCUCGCCCCCUCCCCUCACAUGAUCCCGUAUGUCACCGCCAUCUUCUGUACUGUGUUGGAAAUAGUCAUUAUCGUUAUUUUCCUCGAAUUAGAAUUUAAGAACUUCAUUUUUGUUUAAAUCCACAUCUUGUGCUCCAAGUGUAUUGUUGUAUAUUUAACAAGUAGAGAUAUUUAAGUUUCAUGAGGAUUUUAUAAUUUUUUGUGUGGAUUUUAAUUUUUACCUGAUUGAUUCAUGUACCUUUGUAAAACAAACAUUCCUAUAUUAGUAGUGUAGUGAAGUGAGCCGGCCUAGAUCUCUGGAGCACCAGGACCUGGCUUGCUACUUGUGUCGGUUCACUCAGACCAGGCUCUUUCCUUUUAGUUUUGUCUCCUUAAGAAUGAGAUGUCUCUCUUCUUCUGCCUGUUCACUAGAGCCGAACUUCACUUUUCUCAUGUCAAGUCUGUUCAGUCAGAUCAUUUUGUCCUGCCCAGCUGUAGCAGACAAGAUCAUGUUCUUCUGCCCAGCUGUAGCAGACAUGGUCACAUUGCCCUCCUGCCCAGCUGUAGCAGACAUGGUCACGUUGUCCUGCCCGGCUGUAGCAGACAUGGUCACGUUGUCCUCCUGCCCAGCUGUAGCAGACAUGGUCACGUUGUCCUGCCCGGCUGUAGCAGACAUUGUCAUGUUGUCCUGCCCAGCUGUAGCAGACAUGCUCAUGUUGUCCUGCCCAGCUGAAGCAGACAUGGUCACAUUGCCUUCCUGCCCAGCUGUAGCAGACAUGGUCACGCUGCCCUCCCUGCCCGGCUGUAGCAGACAAGGUCAUGUUGUCCUCCUGCCCAGCUGUAGCAGACGAGAUCAUGUUGUCCUUCUGCCCAGCUGUAGCAGACAUGGUCACGUUGCCCCCCUGCCCAGCUGUAGCAGACAGGGACAUGUUGCCCUCCUGCCCAGCUGUAGCAGACAUGGUCACGUUGCCUCCUGCCCAGCUGUAGCAGACAUGGUCACGUUGCCUCCUGCCCAGCUGUAGCAGACAUGGUCACGUUGUCUCCUGCCCAGCUGUAGCAGACAUGGUCACGUUGCCUCCUGCCCAGCUGUAGCAGACAUGGUCACGUUGUCUCCUGCCCAGCUGUAGCAGACAAGGUCAUGUUGUCCUCCUGCCCAGCUGUAGCAGACAGGGACAUGUUGCCUCCCUGCUCAACUGUAGUAGUCAGGCUCCAUCACCCUUCUGACCUGCUGUAGCAGACAUGGUCAUUAAGCUGUGUAGUGAUAUUCACCCCAUGAUAUUUUAGUUUCUCUAGAUCUUAUCAUUGUACACAUGCAAGUAUGUUCAUCUAAGCAGUGUUGCCAUAUGUUAUUGAAUAUAAGCCAUGCAUCAAGUUAUAACUUUCUGAUAAACCUAGAAUUUUACCCACUGAUGGCCGGUGUUGACACGAAUUAUGAGUUACACAUGGCAGGCUUGUAAAAAUAAUCAUUUGUGUUAUUAACCAUUUAUCUCUUCGCAAGCAAAGAUAAAUUAUGAAAUAGUGCACCAGAUGGUGCACAAGGUUUGUGGUUUGAUAUCAUGCUACCUAAAAGUUAGAAGUCUCUUCAACUCGUAUGAAAGAUUAUAAACACUUCUGGAAAAAAAAAGAAUUUUCUCUUAAUUAUGUUUAUGCUUGUACUGUUUACGUAAUUGUUCACUUUGGAUUUUUAAUGUACAUAUGUAUUUUGAGCUCUCAUAGGUAGAGGAGCACGAGUGGGUGAAGAACACAACAGUAUCACGACACUAUACUUGUCCUGCAAAUAUGGAUGGCCGAGGUAGAAUCUCAAAGUGGUUUGUUCUAUAAAAAGUAUUUAAUGGAAGGACUAUAAACAUUCCUGCAAAUUAGUUAAACAGACCCCCCCAAAAUACCAUUUUAGUAAGAUCAAAAUAUAAAGUGUUUACAAUUCAUGUCACCUGUUGAGUGCAAGAGCAACAAGUGUGAAUUUCUCGUUAUACAGGAGAUAUGCUAAAUGGGAGCACCAACAUUGUAGUUGGGCCAUCAACAUUAAACCAAAUUUGUAAUUUUAUAUUCACAUUGGGGCUGUUAUCCUGUAGCAUUAUUGAGUGAUAUAAGGAUUUGGAGUUUCACAGUGAGCAACUGAACGAGCGUGUACAAAGAAAGGUUAUUUGAAAAUCGUAAUAUUAUGUUAUGAUAUUUAUAUAUAUAUAUAUGGAAUAUCUAUAUUUCAAAUAUGGACAAUUUUAUGAGAGCAUAAUGCUAGUAAGUUUUAAGGAUGGAGGACUCGAGUGCCGUUAUAAUUGUACACGUGAGGUAUGGGAAUGACAGAGAGGGCCAGUGUUUCAUGUCAAAGUUAGGGUUUCCUUAAUCAAGUCAAGGAAGUUGGAAUUAUUUUGGAGGUGCCAUAUUUUUUUUAUUAGACCAUCAAAAAGAUUUAAAAUCUUAAUGAGUAUCUACCUGUGUACAGAUAUACAUACCUAUGUACAAUUCACACUUUGCCUUUUAAGUAUACAUAUCUGUAUACAAUUCUCACUUUACCCUUCAGGUAUGCAUACAAUACAUACUUUUCUCUUCAGGUAUACCUACAAUACAUACAUUUCUCUUCAGGUAUACCUACAAUACAUACUUUUCUCUUCAGGUAUACUAUCUGUGUACUAUACAUAUUUUUCUUUUCAGGUAUAUAUUGUAUACCUGUGUAUGUAUUGUACACAGGUAUACAUACCUGUUUACAAUACAUACUUUUCUCUUCAGGUAUAUAUACCUGUGUACAAUGUAUACUUUUUAAAUGUACAUGUGUACAAUGCAUACUUUUCUCUUGAGGUAUACCUGUGUACAAUACAUACUUUUCUCUUCAGGUAUACAUACCUGUGUACAAUACAUACUCUUCAGGUAUACAUACCUGUGUACAAUACAUACUUUUGAGGUAUACAUACCUGUGUAUAAUACAUAAUUUACCCUUGAGGUCAAGUGAGGUGUGGACAGUACACUGGUAUUAUACUGCACUUGCACCCGGAUGUUUUAACUGUGACCCGGGUAUCCACAGACCUCCGAGUGUUGAAUAUUCUUGUGUGUGUAGAGUUGGCGCUCUUAAUCUUUUUCAACAAAAUACCCAUGUUGUUUUUUGGAUAUUUUAAUAGGGAUGAGAUAGUGAAGUGGUAAUGAAUGUGUGUAUAAAAUCAUUCAUGGAAUUGCGAUAGAUAGGGAACUGUGAAAUACAAUUGCUAUACUGAAAUUGCAGUCACUUCCUCAGAGCAGUAUUUUAACUCUGGAAGUUUAGUGUGUUGAUGAGCAUGAGAGAGUGAUUGAUGUGAUUAGGUUGUUGUUUACCAAUAUGUUUAAUUCUAAAAUUCAUAUUCGUUGUACAUUAAGUUCUUAACCUCUGCAUAGUCAGGUAUGACUUGGGUUAGCUGUAAACAAAUUAUUUUCUCUAAAAUGUUGAAUGUGUAGCCAACCAGAGGAGAGUGGGAAUGCCAUACCUCUUGCAGUCACCAUUGAAUACUCCCCCAGGUCAUCCAUUGUCAUCAAUGCUGUAUAAAGCAUUUGUAUUUCAUGAGUAUGACUUAUACCUCAUUAACAGUCACGCAUAAUGCCGUCAGCGUCGCAUAUUCCACUUCUCACUCGUAGUUGGCCGGCACAUGCAGCAUCUCAUUCCCGGCAUUACCAACAACACCGUUUAAAACACAUUCAAGAAUUAUGCAUGUGGUUUGGUUGUUCAAUAAACAUUUCUUGCACCAACAAUGUUUGCAUAUUUGUUUCUAUGUAAAUACAAAUCUUGGUGCAAACUUUAAAGUCAUGGUACAUGUAUUUCUUAUGAACAAUAACUGAUAGAUUAAUAACAUAUAUUAAUAUAUAUCUUUAGGUAAGUGGAAGAAAUAUUAUUUAAAUGGAGUUGGAUCUAUAUUUUAAGGGCUUAUAUUCAAUAAAAUGUUGUAGUGCUGUAGGUCCAUACAGCGUAUUAGUUUUAUUAGUCUUAAGUGCACACAUGUAAGUGAACCAGUGUUGGGUGCACACUCGUAAGUGUAUCAUUCUUAUGUGUGUCAAGAACAUGAUAAACUAAGUGUAGUAUUCUUACUGGUGUAAAGUUCACACACGUGUCGCUUUCACUGUUGUAACGCUGACAAAUGGAUCACUCGCACCAGUCUGAAGUUCACACACGUGUGUUUCAGUCCUACCAGUGUAAAGUUCACUCAAGACUGUUUCAGUCCUACUGGUGUAAAGUUCACACACGUGUGUGUGUCAGUCCUACCGAUGUAAAGUUCACACACGUGUUUCAGUCCUACCGGUGUAAAGUUCAUACGUGUGCUUCACUCCUACUGGUGUAAGUUGUGUGUGUCAGUCUUACCAGUGUUACGUUCACACACAUGUAUGUAUAUCAGUCUUUUAAGUGUCUAAAUACACACACAUAUGUGUAAUAAGGACAACUGUACUUAGUAUUCAUCAUUACUAUGGGAAAGAAUUUCCCCUCGGGUGAUUUCACACGUAAAACACAAGCAUUUCUUUGCCAUUAUGUUACUGUAUUAGAGAGAAAUGCAAUUCAUACCUGUUUGUUUUUUGGACUUGAAGGGAAUCUCAUAUUUUGUCCGAGAAACAAGUUUCACUCAUUCAAGUGCAGUCAAAAAGUUUAUAUUUGUUGUAUUAUAUCCGGUGUAAAAUAGUGAUCAGCCUCUCGUGGUAAUUGUGGUGUAAAGUCUUAUUUCCACUCAGCAUUUUAAAAGUUUGUGUUUGGGGGCUUCAGUCACUAUCCAUAAUGUAGUGUAGAGCUGUAUCUUGGCUUUAAAUAUUUUGCCUCUAUUAUUUGUCAUCCAUAUAUUUGCUAUGCUUUCCUGAAGCCAUUCUCUUUUGCUUGGUCAUCAUAAGAAAUUCCCAGGUAAAGCCCAUCAGGUUGCCUUGCUACUCAACUCUGCGCUUGCUUUUGCAUCUUGAGUAAUGAGUUACCUACUUUUAUCUGCACUUGAUAAUUAUUUACCUGCUGUACUGGUAUACAUCUGUGUGUUAAUGUACAUAACAGUAUACUGUAAUAAAAAUAAAUUCUGCUUCAAUUUUGGAUCAUAUAUUUGAUAUUACAUUUUUAAUAUUGUAACUCUACAAACAAACAGGUAAUGAUUCAUUUCUGUAUCCAGAUUUCUUUAUGAAGAUAGCCAGAUAUAUUUAAUUUUUGGUGCAUUCACACAGUUAGGUUUCAUCGAAAUGGUAGAAAAGGAAACCAAAUAAUUUACAUUGCAGCAUGAAAUGCUGCUUAUUCAAAAUAAGAAAUGAGUCAGUUGUCACUCAGCAUAUAAAAAGUCCCCCUCUGAGUGAUGUUAUGUGACACGCUGAACUGUGUUCACUUAUUUAUAUUGCAACCCUUAUGCAACUAAUGUUAAACACAUCAAAAUGUGAAGAACGGGCCCAAACCUAAUAAAUCAGUAGAGCAUCGUCUCUCCUUGUUAGCUAUAAGGUCCUAUGUUACCUGAUACUUGUGAUUUCUGUGUAUGCAUCUGGGAGACGAGAAGGUUCUCCUGACUCUCUUCUUGUGACCACUGGCAAGCUAACCAACUUGUAUGAGUUGUCAACUAUGAGUGCAUGUCAUAAGAUGGCAUGCAGGAUAAGACAGCAUUAUUUCAUCUGUCUGAGAUCCAGAUAUAUACAGUAUACAAUCUUUUUCCAUUGUAACAAUAUUUUUAAUAUAUAGAAUUUUAAAUUUAUCUUGUAUAUUAAUAAGGUUUGAUGUGUAGAUAAUCAAAAUUUUUAUUACCGAGUCUCAGAUACGUGUGAUUCUGCUAAACGAUACAUUUUGUUCUAAAGAACGCAAUUGCAAUGAAUUAUGAUUGAUACAAUUCAGUGAUACAAAUAUUUUGAUUGUGAUUUCAUUACAAUUAGACCUAUGGACAUGCUCCACAUGUCUGUGUAUUGUAUACAGUCUUAACUAUAUCCGAAGGCAUUGGUUCUGUUAGUCAGUUAAUUUUCCAUUGGUCUCGAGAAGAGAAGUAGACUACAAUCUAAGUCACUUUCCCUGUAGUGUCUAGUUUAAGGAGCAUUUCCACAGGACCCCUUGAGGCCAAAUUAAUAUCUUGAAGAUGGAGUUAUAGAGUAAGUCAAUAAAACAAAUGUGGUUUUUGCUUAAAUAUUGAAAAGAUGUCUGAUGAAGAGUUGAUCAGUAAUUAAAAACACCUGUGAAAAUGUUUAGCUUUUAUGAUCAAAGAUUAAGGAGAUUGCCAAAAAUCAUAUACGUCUUGUUAGUUUUUGAUCAAGCUCUGAACUAGUGUGUUAUUUGUCAGAUUACCACAGAGUAAGGUAGAAGGUGCAGACAGCCAUUUGGUCUGUGUAUGGCACAAGAGCCUCACAUUUAGCCAUGCAAAAGAAAACAUUAAAUAUUGACAUUGAAAAAUUUCUUCUUUCCCUGUUUUGAUUUGCUUUGCAAAUCAGGUUGGUGGUACUGAAUAAUGGCACCAUCCACUUUGAUCUCCUAUGGUCCAUACGCCUCAUUGUUGCUAUAGCUGGCUCUCUGCCCUAUUACAGAGCCUGCUUCUGUCAUACAUGCUUUACUGUAGCAGACACUGGGUGUUUCAUGCUGGCACUACACUUGUCAUUGGUGCCGCCAUCUGCUGGCUUCUUAACGCCUUGCUUGUGCCAUACACAGCCACUUGCUGCUUCUAGCCAGAAUAAAUAAUAACUUACUCAGUCUUAAGUUCUUCAGAUCUUCAGAUAUCUUGUGGCUAUUUUUGGUCUCUAGUGUCUAGGUUAGCAAGUAGAGAAUAUUAUGAAUAAAAUUUAUUUUUGUGGCAUAUGAA